AAGAACACGGGUCUCCCUGAUGCAGUAUACCACUCCGCCGAGGAACUGGCUCACCCUCCUGCUUCUGCCGUCAGCAUACCAGGUCGGCAGCGUUACUCGACCACCAAGCUAGCUAAUGUCUUGUGGACGUACGCGUUGAACAGCCGACUCGUGCGGCGCGUGCCAGAACGUGCCAUCACGGUCAACGCCUUUGAUCCGGGUCUGAUGCCUGGGACGGGCCUCGCUCGUGUGGCCGUCUGGUACGAGCGGAUCCUGUGGUUCUACGUUCUUCCCCACAUCAUGCCGCUGCUGAGAGUGGUCAUCCCAAAUGUCCACACGGCGGAGGAAUCGGGCCAAGCGCUUGCUCGAUUGGCCGUGGGGAAAGACGUCGAGGGUGUUAGUGAGAGGUACUUUGAAGGCUUGAGAGAAAUCAAGUCGAGUAAGGAUAGCUACGACGAGAGCAAGCAGGAAGACUUGUGGGCAUGGACUGUUGACUAUUUGUCAAGCGGGAGUGGCUCCGAGAAAGCGCAUUUUGAGUCGUUUGCUUAG
Messenger RNA from Hyaloscypha bicolor E, 528 nucleotides. RefSeq lists its product as uncharacterized. The transcript has a single exon. The annotation marks the transcript as partial. The record is from RefSeq and is a predicted model, not a curated record. Lineage: Eukaryota; Fungi; Ascomycota; Leotiomycetes; Helotiales; Hyaloscyphaceae.